AUGGCUCUGUUCAACUCGACGGUGGAGGACAGUUUCAGCCCCUCUCCCUCCCCUCCUGCCCCCCCCUGCUCCCUGCCCUCCAACUCCAGCUCCCCCUCGCCCUCUUCCCCUCCCUACAACUUCUACGCUGUUCUGCUGGUGCUGCUUAUCUUCUGCGUGGUGUUUGGGAACGUGCUGGUGUGCGUAGCGGUGUCCCGGGAGAGGGCGCUGCAGACCACCACUAACUACCUCAUCGUGUCCCUGGCCGUGUCCGACCUGCUGCUCGCCACGCUGGUCAUGCCCUGGGGGGUGUACCUGGAGGUGGUGGGGGGAUGGAGGUUCAGUCCAAUCUACUGUGACAUCCUGCUGACACUGGAUGUCAUGAUGUGCACCGCCAGCAUUCUCAACCUGUGCGCCAUCAGCAUUGACAGGUACACGGCCGUAGCCAUGCCCCUGCUCUAUAACACCAGGUACAGCUCCCGGAGGCGGGUGGCUCUGAUGAUCGCUGUGGUAUGGUUCCUCUCCUUCGCCAUCUCCUGCCCCCUGCUGUUCGGACUCAACAACACAGCCAGCAGGGAGGUGUGGAAGUGCAGCAUCGCAGACCCCGCCUUCGUGGUGUACUCCUCGGUGGCCUCCUUCUACGUGCCCUUCAUCGUGACGCUGCUGGUGUAUGCGCAGAUCUGCGUGGUGCUGCGCAGACGAGGCAGGCGCACCGCCCCACCACGCAGACACACGCUGCAUGCGCAGGCGGGGGCGGAGCCAGGGGAGGGGCAGCGGCACAGGAAGAACAAGUGCACCCACCCAGAGGAUGUGAAGCUGUGCACUCUGAUCGUCAAGCCCCCCCCAGCUGCCCCCCACCGCAAGAAAGUGACUCUGGUGAAGGAGGCAGUGGUUCACCCUCUAGAAGCAGAACCGGUUCGGUUUCUGGCCCAAACCGACCAGACCCGGCAACCACCCGCUCGGCCUAAAAUCUCCCUCUCCGUCUCCGUCGCCCCUGCACCGCCUCUCCCCCCUGCCGCCCGCUCAUCCCUUGCACCCAGGAGGGCGGAGUUUGAGGAGGGCAUGAGGGGGCGUGAGGGGUGGAGGGAGAGGGAUGGAGAAAGGGAGGAGAAAGGAGCCGGGGUGAAGGAGCGAGUGAGGGGAAGGCUGUCCCAGCAGAAGGAACGGAAGGCCACCCAGAUGCUGGCCAUUGUGCUGGGUGUGUUCAUCAUCUGCUGGCUGCCGUUCUUCCUGACGCAUGUGCUGCGUGUGCACUGCACCAGCUGCUGCAUCUCGCCCUCGCUGUACAGCGCUGUCACCUGGCUGGGCUACCUCAACAGCGCCGUCAACCCCGUCAUCUACACCACCUUCAACAUCGAGUUCCGCAAAGCCUUCAUUAAGAUCCUGCACUGCUGA
Megalops cyprinoides (Indo-Pacific tarpon) is the source of this 1374-nucleotide messenger RNA. RefSeq names its product dopamine receptor D2 like (gene drd2l). Gene Ontology annotation, biological process: adenylate cyclase-activating adrenergic receptor signaling pathway. Gene Ontology annotation, cellular component: presynaptic membrane; glutamatergic synapse. Gene Ontology annotation, molecular function: G protein-coupled receptor activity; dopamine neurotransmitter receptor activity, coupled via Gi/Go. The record is from RefSeq and is a predicted model, not a curated record. The coding region runs from base 1 to 1374 and encodes 457 amino acids. The transcript has 7 exons. NCBI's taxonomy places the organism in Eukaryota, Metazoa, Chordata, Actinopteri, Elopiformes, Megalopidae.